GAGUGUAAUAUGGCGAAGACCUACGAUUACCUGUUCAAGCUGCUGCUGAUCGGGGACUCGGGGGUGGGGAAGACCUGUGUCCUGUUCCGCUUCUCCGAGGACGCCUUCAACUCAACUUUCAUCUCCACCAUAGGAAUUGACUUUAAAAUUAGGACCAUAGAGCUCGAUGGCAAGAGAAUUAAGCUACAGAUAUGGGACACAGCUGGUCAAGAACGGUUUCGGACGAUCACAACAGCCUAUUACAGGGGCGCAAUGGGCAUCAUGCUGGUCUAUGACAUCACCAACGAGAAAUCCUUUGACAAUAUCCGGAACUGGAUUCGGAACAUUGAGGAGCAUGCUUCUGCAGAUGUCGAAAAGAUGAUACUCGGAAACAAGUGUGAUGUGAACGACAAAAGACAAGUUUCCAAGGAACGGGGAGAAAAGCUGGCCCUGGACUAUGGAAUCAAGUUCAUGGAGACCAGUGCGAAGGCCAACAUCAAUGUGGAGAACGCAUUUUUCACUCUCGCCAGAGACAUCAAAGCAAAGAUGGACAAAAAAUUGGAAGGCAACAGUCCCCAAGGGAGCAACCAGGGAGUCAAAAUCACACCAGACCAGCAGAAGAGGAGCAGCUUUUUCCGAUGUGUUCUUCUGUGAGGAACACUGCCUUACUCUGAGCCUCGCUCAGCUGAGCUGACUGUGCCUGUCCUGAGUGAGCCCUCCUCACUCAGCCGGGGCCCUCCCCCUCCAAUACUCCCUGCCGUGCCAGCCACUGGGCCCAUGG
Canis lupus familiaris (dog) is the source of this 760-nucleotide messenger RNA. RefSeq names its product RAB8A, member RAS oncogene family (gene RAB8A). The record is from RefSeq and is marked provisional. Gene Ontology annotation, cellular component: dendritic spine; trans-Golgi network transport vesicle; endosome. Gene Ontology annotation, molecular function: GTP binding; GTPase activity. Gene Ontology annotation, biological process: protein secretion; neurotransmitter receptor transport to postsynaptic membrane; Golgi vesicle fusion to target membrane. NCBI's taxonomy places the organism in Eukaryota, Metazoa, Chordata, Mammalia, Carnivora, Canidae.